AUGAUGGGGAUAAAUGGGACCUUCCUUUUUGGGAAUAAAGAUGCAGAGUUCACGGAGGAGAAACUUUUGGUGCAGCUAGAAGAAGGUUACCAAAGGAGCAUCUCUCCGCUCAACCCAAGAUACAAGCGUGAAGGCAACGAGAUCGUUCGGCGUGACAACAACGUCAUCAAGGUUGACAUUUUUCUCGAGUUGAUUAGCAUUAACGAAAUCGACCUCGCUGGCUCGUUGAUGGAUGUCACUUUUGAAAUUCACUCUUCCUGGUUCGACAGUAGACUCGCAUGGUUUCCCGAAGAUUACGAUCUGAUCCAGAAAAUGUCACUCUGCAACGAAUGUUUUUGGAAACCAAAGCUUGAAAUAUCCAAUGUCGACAAGUGGAUCACUACAGGACGUACUAUGAAAAAGGGUCAAGAAUCGACGCGAUUUCACGUCUCCCACAUUGGCGAAGUGUUCUACUACGAAAAAGUACGAGCUCUUAUUAUGUGCGACAUGCAAUUGGGCUUGUAUCCAUUCGACUCGCAAGAAUGCUCGAUUGACAUCGCUACACCAGGAUUUAAAACCGAAGAGCUGAAAUUCUCAGCUUCUCGAUGGAUCAAGCGAAACGGAUAUCAGGGCGACGUCUCAAACAUGACAGGAUUGGAUUAUGAUGACACUCAAGAAGACGUUUUGUAUAAUGCCUUCUACCAGGAAAACGAAGAGUGGCAGUUCAAAGCCUACAAGUUUGAAAUUUCUGAAAAAGAAGGACCAGAUGGAAGCGUCUUUUCCACCUUUUCGACGACGUUUUCGCUGAAGCGAAAUAUUAUCUAUUAUCAAAUUACCUUGUUUUACCCACUUAUUUGCAUGAAUAUUCUAGUGUGCCUAGAUCAAGUCCUUCCGAAUGCCUCUAGGCUCACUAUAAUCCGCCAUCCUCUGGGACAAGUGGUUUCGCAUUUCCACUAUUUUUUCUCCGCCUGGUCAAAAUUUGGUGUCAAAGAAAGAAGCAUCGAAGACUUUCAGCGAGCACUUAUGAAAAUGGAAGGAAAUCAGAUUUUCCCUGGCUCUCCGUGGGAGACCUCCAAGAAUUUCGUAAGUCAAAAUACGUUCGAUCUGGGUCUGUCCAGAAUCGAUCCUCAAAAAGCGACAAUCGAAGAAGCAUCUCAAUGGGCGGUAGAAUACUACGACCUGAUUCUGCUGACUGAGCGUUUCGAUGAAUGCCUCAUUCUCCUCAAAGACAUGUGGCAUCUAAAACUAGAUGAUAUUCUGUCACUAAAAGCAAAGGACAACUCCGCGGCAAAGACCUUUGGUGUCGGUGAUUUACCACAAAACCUGACGAAAUUUAUUCUGGAGAAAAAUCAUCUGGAUGUUGUUCUUUAUGAAGCGGCAAGUGCUGAACUAGACAUGAAAAUUGAACUCUUCGGGAAAGAAAAAAUGGCUACGGAAGUCAAAGAACUUAAAAUUGCUCGGGCAGAACUUGAACACCUCUGCGACAAUUCUGACUUAUCGAAAGUAGAUGCACGGUGCGAGCUUCUGAGAAGAGAAGGCUCCCGCUUUACGAAUUAUCUCAAGGAAAUGAAAAGGAAAAAUUGA
Oikopleura dioica is the source of this 1563-nucleotide messenger RNA. The record is from the annotation of a GenBank genome assembly. Lineage: Eukaryota; Metazoa; Chordata; Appendicularia; Copelata; Oikopleuridae.